AUGAUUUUCUUUCAACCUGUGCUAGCCAUCUUGGGCUGCGCCAUCCUUGCGGCUGGCUACUCCAUCCCCGGCUCCGUCGAGCGCGUAUACUUCUAUUACGCCUACAAGCUGGACUUCCUGACUCCUGGAGCUCAGGUAAUUGCACCAGGUUGUCCGGGAGCAAAAGGCAAGGCGUGUACUCUGGACGAAUUCAUAAGAUACAUCAGCCAGAACUCUGAAAAGCUGCCGAAAUUCUCCAUAACAACUGAGGAGUACCCUCCCGUCGCGGCGACUGCCCAGAAAAUUGCCGAUGAAGGCUUGACUGGCGUCAUCGAUGUCAACAAAGUCGUCCAAGACGCCAAAGGCAAUUACGCCACUCUCCUCCGUAAAGUAGGGGAUCGGGUUCUCGGAAAGCUGGAGUCGAGCCCCAAGGACGCAGCAGAGCUCGCUAACUUCGAAAUCUGCAAGACAAACGUCUUUGAGUCCAUGAAGGCGGUAUACAACGAGCGUAUGCGUGCAGCCGUGGAGUCGUUCAAACCGUUUGCGGGAGAGGCUGAGGCCUUCAAAGUUGUUGAAAUAGAAAAAGGAAGAGGCAAAACGGUGAACUGGGGGGAAACAGUAAAGGCGAAUCCCGGAAAGACCAAGAAAGAAAUCACAACAGCCUGGAAAGAACACAUCGCAGGUGGCCACGAAGAAAAUCUCCGGAUGCUCGAAGAAAGCGUCAGGACAGCAAAGGACUUGGUGUGCCCAGCUGGAGGCAGUAGACGGAGGGCCAAGAGACAGGCCGCGCUCUGCGGCGAAGCUAUUAUCCAGGAUCCAUUGCCAGGGCCCGACGAUGCUGCAACCCCUCCCAAAGGUGAAGAUACUCCAGCUCCUCCCAAGGGCGAAGAAGCCCCAACUCCUCCCAAGGGCGAAGACGCCGCAGCUCCUCCCAAAGGCGAAGACGUCCCGGCUCCUCCAAAGGGGGAGAAGAUUCCCUCUUCUAAGCUAGGGAAGGCAGCAGAACUGGCUGAGACGAUUUCGGAGAAGGAAUUUGCGGAAAUCGCGGCCAAACGUGGGCUAUCGACCCUAGCCAAGGAGAAGUGGUCCAUGUCCCUAUCGGAUGUGCGCACAUCGCUCAAGUACGAGCGGCUCACACCUGCUUCGCCCAAAGUCAGCGGCGGCGGCUUCAAGGGACCUUCGGCCGGUGCAGGUGCAGCCGCGAUCGUUGGCGGUGCCGUAUGGGUAUAUGGGGUUGUCGAUGCUUUUACUCACAAUGUGACGGCUCUGGACCGCGCGGCGGCCGUGACGGCAAUCAUACCCUUUGUCGGCUGUGCCGUGCAGACGGCCGCCGAGGUGGAAAAGGGCGACGUCAACGGGCUGGACUCUGCCAUGUGCCUCCUUGGUGACGGACUCUUGCUCACCCCGGCCUUCCCGCUCGGCAUUGCCAUCCACGUCGUCCGAGCCGUCAUGAGCUUCUUCAAGCCUCCGCCGGUGCCCACCCUGGAGGACAUGCAGAGCGCUCGUGACAAGACCUGGAAUAGAUUCCUCGACGAUGACAUUUACACGUACAUCUACUCGCACCCAUCGUACAACAACGUCACUGACCACCCAAGGCGCUCUGAGGAGAAGACCUUCGGGGAAAAGCUGGAGAGCGCUCUCGCCAUCGAGGAGCUGGCUGUUCAGUCUCAGGGCGCACAGACAAUUGGUGCCGCGAGCGCCAGUGCCCAAGAAGACCUAGAGGCCACUGUAUCUCCUGAGGAGAAGGCCGAGAUGGAAAAGGGCAUCCUGACGGCCAAGGAACAGAUCUUAGCGGCCAUGGACAAGGAGAUUGUGCGCCGGCAGCGCCAGCUGCUCAUGACGCUGCCCAAGGCGCUCAAAGAAAGCCACGACAUCUCGCUGCAGCCCACGGCCGAUCAGUACAACAAGGACUUUAUCGAAAAUGUGGCCUCGGAGAAGAUGGUCAACACAUACAAGAAAAUAAGCUUCGUGGAUCCCGACAGCGGACGCCAGUUCGACGACGCAGACGAAGUCCGUGCUAAACUGAACGGCAUUGCCACAAGCCUGCGCCAAGCACCGCCGGCGCUGCCUGGUUACUUCGACCUUGCCUACAUUGUCGGACAGUCGCGGGCACUGGUGUCGCUGAACAAUGCCACGCUGUCUCCCCAGGACUACAUGAGGGAAAAGGUUGCAAACCUGUCAGAGUCUUCCGUGCAAUUGCAUGCUCUACAUCACACGCUUCAGGUUGCGCGCCUGCUUACCAAGAAAACCACCGAGGACAAGCUUUCCACAGUCUUUCCAAACGACGACGCGCAAGGCGCCAGAGAACUCCAAACGAUUGUUGCGAUGAAGUACGGAAGACUGCACGACGACGCGAAAUUCAAGUGGGCCGACGCGAAGUUUAAUGGCGCAACAUCCUUCUUCCUCGACGAGCAAAUGCCAGGACUGACCCGAUAUCUCACCCAUCCGGAAGUCCCUCCCAGCCUGGAAAAGACAGAGAGCACUCUCGUGGUCUCCCUUGUCAUUGGUCUGGGCCAGUCCAUCGUCGAGAGCCUGACCCAACAUGCGGAGGCGCUCGGCGAGCGCGAGGAGGUAGGUCUCGGCCAGGUCAUCAUGGACUUGGCGGCCAAGCUCCAGGGCAUGGUGGGCGAGUCCGACUCUCAGUGGGCCGCGGCAGUCGAGGCGAGCAGGAACAAGUACAACAGCACAGCUAUUCCCAGCCCUGACCCUGCGCCGGCCGCCAGGCUGAGGAGGACGCUGCCCCGGUCGAACUCUGGGCACCGAGCGCAACUCGGGGUUUCUGCGCAGUAG
This is a messenger RNA of Akanthomyces muscarius, 2769 nucleotides long. RefSeq lists its product as uncharacterized. The transcript has a single exon. Lineage: Eukaryota; Fungi; Ascomycota; Sordariomycetes; Hypocreales; Cordycipitaceae. The record is from RefSeq and is a predicted model, not a curated record. Bases 1 to 2769 code for a protein of 922 amino acids.